GGGUUUCGCCUUUUUUUCGUGAUCUUCAUUUUCGAUGGCUGCUCUUGGUACGCAUGACAAUUCUUGAUGAAAACUAAAACUUGCCACCGAGUAGCCUCCAUUUGGCUCACGGAAAACAACUUAGCCACGGGUGGUCGCCGCACAUCAGUUCGCCAGUUUUCAUCCUGGUAGCGCGUCAGGCCGAAAAUGUUUUCUCUAUGUGUGCGUUCGUUCAGUAUCAGUUGUCCCACGACGUGGCUGUUACUCGUUUUUUUUUCUUUCUUUUUGUCCUCACCUCCGGAACCAGUUGUAUCUGCUGAGAUCACCACGACCGAAGAAAACUGGGACCACGCGAAUGCUGACCCGUUCCUGCGGGCGGGGCCUGCUGUUCCAGGGCGCCUCUUCGCUACCAGCGACGAGCAGGAGUACGUGGACGCGCUCCGGCAAAAGGAGGAGCGAAAGGACCCCCGGUUCUUGCUGCUCGAUAUAAGGUAUUUGAGGGAGCUGCUGCGGAACGCCGUGGAGUACCAGGGGCGCCAGCUUUUCUCGUCGUCUGCAACGGCAGGCGCCGUGGACAGAAUCGCGGAACAAGUGUUGGAUCCGGUGUGGCGUAUUUGGGAACUGAAGGAGGAAGGGGCCCCGCUCAGAGCGGCCGGAAGUCUGCUGAUGCAGAAGUUGAUCGGGCUGCGCGAUGUUUCUGACGAACGCACGCUUGAAGUGCACCAGGAUCUUCGCGCCACUCUGAUGGCUGCCGCGAACGAGUUGCUUCAGGAGAUGGUCCGCGUCGUCGACCAAUCUGCAGCUGUAGCCGAUCAUCUUGCAGAGCCAGCUGCGAGUGGUCGAGCUGCGGGGGCUGGUGCAGCUGCUUCUACGGAGUUGCGAGAAGGACCUUUGCAAGAAGAGGAGCAGGGGAGACAGCAGCACAGCCUCCAUCUUCAGCACAACCUGGAAGCUAACCGUCGCGACCGCGAGUUGUGUAUUACUCCAGCAGGUCUUGCGAAAAAGGAAUGCGAAAUGUUAGAUCAACAAAGUCUAAGUCGCGGGCAGGACGAUGCUGCAAUUAUCGAUCAGCUGGCGUCUCCUGUUUUACAUCAGUUUAUGCGCGAACUCCUCACGCGCAUAGAGCAGGGUAACAUGGAGUCACUGGCAGUCAUAAUCCUGCAAGGGUUUCUAACCUGCGCUGUCUCAUUGAGCACCGAGCAGAAAAAUCUAGGUGACCAGCACACAGCUGCGGGCGACGGAGCUUGGUUUUUUGAGAUAUCCCGAGGAAAGAUCGUUGCUGCGAAUAUCGGAGUCGAAGAGUGUGCCAGCAUAGCGGUGCAGUAUUAUUUCUUUUACGAAUAUCCAACACAAAAAAUCUGGAAGUGUAACUUUGAAGGAUGAGGAGCUGCAUCACAAAAAAUUCGCUUUGCAUUACGAUUACAUUUACAGAAAAACCCUUUCAUCAUGCGCAGCUAACUCUUAUGUGAGAACACGACGCGCGAAGCUAGCCUGUAACGCACAACCAGCUGAAUGGCAAGCGUGACUGUCUUGCAUCUUCCGCAACUACACGACGAACUUACGUACGGACACGACAGUUUUUUUCUUGCAGAAAGCGGUGGGAACGUGGUUCCGAACUGCCGUGCUGAACGCGGAAGUGGGGCUGUUCCGGGCCUUCGUGGUGCCACAAAAGCAAGCGCAGAGAGAGUACCACGCCCUCCGCCACCGGGCAGGGGCGUACAGCACUCACCCGCACAUUUUCCACGACGCAGCGCAAGCGCCCCUCGACCGGCGUCUGCUCCUCGCGUGGUUGCUGGCGCGCCUGCGAGCGAAGAAAGUUGGAAGCGGAAAUGAAGAAAAAAAUGGGCAGGGGAACAAUCUGCUAUAUGUGGCAGAGAUCGGGGUUUUUAACGCACGCACGACGGAGUUUCUUCUGCGCCACUGCCAGCCGAUCCAUGUUUUCGCGGUGGACCCGUUCCUCGAAGGUAUGUCGACCCGCUAUGUGGAGAGCGAACCUGACAUGCGGGAACACCUGAAAACGAAAAGCGGCGAGGCCCGGACGCGAAACAUUCUGUCCGCCGUUCCGGGUGCGCAAGAGGUACAGCUCGCAGAGUUUGCGGCCGGAUUUCCAGAAGAAAAAAUGGACCACUACGAGCACGGGCACGGCGAACGACGAGAGCAAGAAGCGCAUUCCCCCUCCACCACGACCUCGCACAUUGCAACCAGCAGCAUCGCGCGCUUUACAAUUCUUCCGCACCCGAGCGUGGAAGCAGCGAGGCGGCUACGCUUGGCUGCGAGAGACCGCCGGGGCCGCAGUAGAAGAAGUAGAGGUGGAGAGACGAAUGCGAACUCUGCUCGGGACGAAGAACCCAGUGACCGCCCGCGCGGCGAUGCUUUUCUAGACUUGGUGUUCAUCGAUGGGGACCAUACCUAUGGAGUAUCAAAUGUAAAAAUGUCUGGGUCUGGAAAAGUGUAGACUUGUCAUGCAGAUGUUCCAUGACCCAUGACAUGAGGUCUGGAAUGCGGGACUUAGCAUGACAGACUCUGCGAGGUCUCUGCCAUGCCUAUCCUGCAUGAGAAACUCCCCUCCAACUUGGUCAAAAGUGUACAGCUUUUGGCACUCAUGCAACACAGAUUUUCGCAUGCUUCAGAUUGACCAUGACAAGUUGGAAUCUUCCAGACCCAGACACUUUUGCAAUUCAUAUGGAGGUGUGCAAGACGAUCUGGAGUCAUGGCCGCCCCUUGUGCAUGGGAUCGUUUCCGGACACGACUGCUGUCACGUGGGAAGUCCCGCUUACGAGGCCCUACUGGAUAGCAAAUUUUACCAGGACACGGUCCACCGCGCACGACCACACCCGGCUGACCAGGAGGGACAGGGAGGAAUAGACGGUACUAGGACCUGGGGGAACGACGCUUCUGCCUCUGCUCUACACCUCGCGCAUGAUGGUGCCUGGUGGUUGGAAUAGCUAUUUGCGCAGCCUCCAUAUUUUCAUCCUCGACUUCUACUUCAGGUCUCCUUUUAUCUGGUAGCAAAAAAUACAAUUACAAGCCAACGCACGACGAACAGAUUGGCACGCCGUAUGACGAGAAACUCGAAGUUUGGCGUAGUUGUUUGAACGCCCGCUAGCUAGGCUCAGAUGUUCAUCAAGUGCGAUUUGAGUAGCGGAAAUGUUGGGAAGAUUUGAUUUCUUGACAUAUUCAUUGUGAUUGUGAAUGCAGGAAGUAGGGAAUAUAUAAAAAAGAAAAAGCAACACGAUCAUGAUCAGGG
Molecule: messenger RNA, 3226 nt
Organism: Amoebophrya sp. A120
Lineage: Eukaryota; Dinophyceae; Syndiniales; Amoebophryaceae
Source: the annotation of a GenBank genome assembly